Messenger RNA from Xyrichtys novacula (pearly razorfish), 1988 nucleotides. The record is from the annotation of a GenBank genome assembly. Lineage: Eukaryota; Metazoa; Chordata; Actinopteri; Labriformes; Labridae.
CUUUGGGUCCUUCCUGUAGAUGAAGAAAGAUGGCGGCGUCCAUGUUGUGCAGGAGGACAUCGGUGUUGUGUAGAUCUUUAAAAGGAAUUUCAUCUUUAAAAACUGUAAUUUUGUCAAACUCUCAGACUGGGACUUUGAUGCAAACGGCCUCCUAUAACCCAAAGCCUUUGAAGCUGAACCUCCGCGAUCCUUAUAUUCCAGACAAAGACAGUGAGAAGACGCCGGAGUGGCAGAAGACGGCCAAGUAUGACAGAAAGCUGUUCGGCCGCUACGGCUCCGCUUCGGGCAUCGACCCUGCCUCUCUGUGGCCCAGCCAUGAGCAGCUGGAUCAGAUCAUUGAAGAGGAGAAAGAGUGGCACCCCACUUUAGAAGUACUGCUGGCAAACAUCGAGGCCAAAGAGAAAGAAGAAACUGAAAAACGGCUGGCAAAGUGAGUAACAUUUGAGCAACCAUGGCGAGUGCGUCAAUUAUCGGACAGUGUCCUAUUAAGAAAACAUGGUCUUUACUUACACAACUGGGAAUGGUUUUAGCAAUUAAAGAAAAUAAAUAAUGAAUAAAAUUAGAUCUAUUUUGUUCUAUUUGCAUGUUUUAUCACUGUUUACACACAUUCAUACGUGCACCAAUGUAAUUCGCUAAUAAUAAUAAUAACAACAAUCAUUUCAUAAGAAAAGUUGCAGACAGACACAUUUGGGUAGAUUCAAACAAUUUACGAUUCGUCUCAAAUAUUUUGUAUUUGAACUUUCUAUCAAAUUAUUUCACUCAUGGUGUGGGCAACACCGUUUGAGCUUGUUGGUUACACAGUCACCUUUAAGUCCUUAAAAAGUGCACAAGUGCAACUCUUAAAAUUGAUAUAGGGGAGAGUGGGGUAAGUUGAGCCACCCCCUGUUGCUUGGAAAUGGUAAAAUAUAUUGAUCAUUCUGUUAGUUUGGAGGGAUGCAAAACAUCUUGAAAUAUAUGCAGAUACACUAGUUAGAGACAAAAUUAUGACUGUCUUGAUGUAGUGAUCCUAAAUAAUGACUCAUCUUACCCCACUCUUCUUUACAUAGUGACAGAGAGUGGCAUACACAACUUUUAUAUUUUCUUUAUCAUGUUUUACUACAUUAUUUUGCUGAUGUUUCCUUUAUUUGGUCAUUUAUAAACCAGAUAAGAGGGACUGAGGGGCAAGUCAGGGAAAAAAACAAGACAACUAGUCACCAUUUGAGGCAAAAACAACCAUUUGUUUGCUAAUCUGUGUGUACAACUAGCAAAAACAUAUGUACCGACUGUACAGUGCUUUAUAUGUGUCACAUUUAUAUUUUCUAUCAUCACUACAGGGAGAAACUCAUAGCAGACAACAUGGCCAAAAUGCCAAAGAUGAUUGCUGACUGGCGCAGAGAGAAGCGUGAAGCCAAGCGAAAGCUGAAGGAGGAGAAAGCUGAACGUGAGAAGAUACUGGUCGAAGCCAGGGAGCGUUUUGGCUAUGCCAUCGACCCCCGUAGCCCUAAGUUCUUGGAAAUGGUUAAGGAAAUUGAAAAGGAAAGGAGGAAGCAACAAAAACUAUUGAAACGCAGACAGAAAUUGCAGGAGGCAACGGGUGCCGUCACACCUCCCGCUGCCUCCUCAUCGUGAAGGACUGCGCAACUCAAAUGUUAAUUUUUGUUUGGAUUUACUCUUUAUUGAAAAAGAUGGCAGGUGUUUUGCAGAGCACACUUCAGAGAGACUGUUUAGAAAGAGAAUCUGUAUAUUAAAUUCUUGUUUAUGUUAUGAGAGCAACUGUAAGGACCCUAAUCAAGAAAUACUUUUUUUUUUUCAAAAAAGAAAAAAAAAAAAUGACCCUCUGAUGUUUGCCCUGUUGAUCAAGCAGAAGUAAAAUUUCCGUAACCUCUGUAUUUGUGUUGGCAAGUCUUUUGUAAACUAAUGUCUGUGACUGUCUUUACCGCUUUAAAAAAUAAACUAACUUUACAUGAUGUACAGAUUCAUGCAAGUCAUGAAGAAAACAAGUAUAAAAC